Molecule: messenger RNA, 426 nt
Organism: Prorocentrum cordatum
Lineage: Eukaryota; Dinophyceae; Prorocentrales; Prorocentraceae
Source: the annotation of a GenBank genome assembly
AUGGGAUGCGGUCGCCGUUCAGGGCGCUGCGCUUCUGGAGACUCCGUCUCCAGCCCUUUCCGCUCGACUGUCGCCCCAUGCUCUUGCGGCAGGCUUGUGGCAGACAUCUGGUGCUGGUCACGAGCCAGGCCAUCGUCGCCACGUCGCGCCCACCGUUGGCACCGCCGUCGCCGGCAGUCUCGUCCCCGGCGGGAGGCCCCUCGCCUCUGCCCGCAAGCAGCGGCCGGGCGUGGGCCGCCAGUCUGGGAAGCCCGCGCGCCAGGGCGACCUUUGGCUCAAGCAACUCUGGCCGCUCGGCGCUGGCCCUUGCCAGCCAGGUCACGAGCCCCGUGGCCCCGCCGCCGCCCACAGCCGGCCAUGCCCCGUCUGCAGCUCGCCGCAGCCCUGCUGCUGCUCUGCGGCUCCCUGACGGCUCCGCGAGCCCAG